UUGACCAGUUGAGAAAUAUACAAAGUUUGUAACUUUGGUGCGCUUGCGUUUGUUUUGUAGUUUGAAAAGUGUAGCCUAUGCUUUAAUAGUUUUAGGAGAAAAAACAGCCACUCUCUAGACCAGAUAGUCUAAAUUGCAGAAGGAACUUCUCACGAAUUGUGUUGGCCUCUUUUAAAUAUGUAUUACAACUGUAAUGUUAUCUGUUGAUUCCGGCGGCCACUGACAUCAUCCGUAACAUUGCGGCUCGCAUUUGUAGGCUACAGCAUAGCGUUCAAUCCACCAAUUGGGUGUCUUUUCAUCAGCCGAACUACAGGAGUUUAAAGAGGCCCAGUGACUCGUCACCAUGGCACCCUUCCUGCGGAUCUCCUUUAACUCCUAUGAUUUGGGUGUGCUGUCACCGCUGGCCCCUUCUGAACCUCCCUUCUGUGCCAUCAAGAUGAAGGAGGCUCUCACCACAGAGCGUGGUAAGACCCUGAUUCAGAGGAAGCCCACCAUGUUCCCGGCCUGGAAGGGCAGCUUCGACGCCCACAUCUACGAGGGGCGUGUCCUGCAGGUUGUGCUGAUGAAGACUGCAGAGGAGCCAUUGGCCGAGGUCACAGUGGGCGUGUCAGUCCUUGCUGAGCGCUGCAAAAAAGCCAAUGGCCGUGCUGAAUUCUGGGUGGACCUGCAGCCCUCAGGGAAGGUGAUGAUGGCCGUCCAGUACCUGAUGGAGGAAACAGCUGAUACAGAGGCCAAGCCUCCAACAAAAGAGGAAGAAGGUGGACCCACCCUAAACCGCAGACGAGGAGCCAUCAAACAGGCCAAGAUCCAUGAGGUCAAAUGUCACGAGUUCAUCGCCACCUUUUUCAGACAGCCUACCUUCUGCUCUGUCUGCAGAGAGUUUGUCUGGGGGCUCAACAAGCAAGGCUACAAGUGCAGACAAUGCAAUGCGGCCAUCCACAAGAAAUGCAUCGACAAAAUUAUCGGCCGGUGUACGGGCACGGCAGCCAACAGCCGGGACACUGUGUUCCAGAAGGAGCGUUUUAAGAUCGACAUGCCGCACCGCUUCAAGAAUCACAACUACAUGAGUCCCACCUUCUGUGACCACUGUGGAAGCCUGCUGUGGGGCCUGGUCAAACAGGGUCUGAAGUGUGAAGAUUGUGCCAUGAAUGUACACCAUAAGUGUCAGGACAAAGUGGCCAACCUUUGUGGAAUCAACCAGAAACUACUAGCGGAAGCACUGACUCAAGUCAGCCAGAAAUCCACCAGUCGGCGCUCAGACGCAGCGUUACUGGAGCCAGAUGUGGGGGUCUAUGAGGAGGUCAAUAGGAACUCCACUGGUGGUCUGGAUGUCAAUGACGGUGGCCCCUAUGGCAAGCUGUGGGAGGGCUCCAUCCCCCAGCCCUCGUCUCGCCUCACCCACCUGACACGCAUCAACGUAGACAACUUUGUCUUUCACAAGGUCCUGGGCAAGGGCAGCUUUGGCAAGGUCCUGCUGGCAGAGUUGAAAGGGCAGGGGGAGUGGUUUGCGAUAAAGGCGCUGAAGAAGGACGUAGUGCUAAUGGAUGAUGAUGUGGAGUGUACCAUGGUGGAGAAGAGAGUCCUGGCCUUGGCCUGGGACAACCCCUUCUUAACACACCUCUACUCCACCUUCCAGUCCAAGGAACACCUGUUCUUUGUCAUGGAGUAUCUGAAUGGAGGAGACCUGAUGUUCCAUAUUCAGGAGAAAGGACGCUUUGACCUCUACAGAGCAAUGUUCUACUCGGCUGAGAUCAUCUGUGGCCUUCAGUUUCUGCACUCCAAAGGAAUAAUAUACAGAGACCUGAAGUUGGACAAUGUGAUGUUAGAUCAUAGUGGACAUGUGAAGAUAGCCGACUUUGGCAUGUGUAAGGAGAAUGUGUUUGGGGAGAACCGGGCCACAACCUUCUGUGGGACACCUGAUUACAUUGCUCCAGAGAUUCUGCUGGGUCAGAUGUACUCCUUUUCUGUGGACUGGUGGUCGUUUGGGGUGCUGCUGUAUGAGAUGCUGAUUGGCCAGUCCCCCUUUCAUGGUGAUGAUGAGGAUGAGCUGUUUGAGUCUAUACGCAUGGACACGCCCCACUACCCUCGCUGGAUUACCAAGGAGGCCAAGGACCUGAUGGAGAGGCUGUUUGAAAGAGACUCCACUCGAAGGCUAGGUGUUGUGGGUAAUAUCCGUUCCCACCCCUUCUUCAAGACCAUCAGUUGGCCUGCCCUGGAGAGGAGAGAAGUGGAUCCCCCCUUCAGACCCAAAGUGAAAGCCCCCAACGACUGCAGCAACUUCGACCGUGAGUUCCUCAGCGAGAAGCCCCGCCUCUCCCAUGGCGACAAGAACUUCAUGGAUUCCAUGGACCAAUCAGCUUUCGCUGGCUUCUCAUUCAUCAACCCAGACAUGGAGCUACUUCUGGAAAAGUGACCGAGGUGGAGCCCUCCCAGCCUGUCGUCAUGCCAGUGGUUCUCAGUGAUAUAUUUGUCAAGGUGACGUCAUUCACGUGGAUCAAACCUUCAACUUGAGUGAGCUGUUAUAUGUUAAGUAUUUGUCACUGAAGCGCAAGCCUUUUCCUCCUCGGGUACGUACUUAGAGAAAUUAUAAGAGUUAUCUUAUACAGGAAUGGGCCUCUGUUGUACAGCUAAGUGUUCUUGUUUGUUUGCAUGCUAGAAUGUCCAGAUGUGGGAGGGCCUAAGGAUAGUUCGACCUAAAAACAUGGUUGGAUAAAUCAUGGUCUUCGGGAUGUGUCUGAAGGCCCAUGGAGAAUCAUUAGCUUUGUCAAAAUCCAUGACUUUAAACCGUGCAAACUGUUCUAUCAAAAGUUGCAAUGCAAUCAGAUACUAACUCGGAAAGCACAUCAAAAUAAGACUGGUGACAUUGUUUUCAUUCAAAGAUUCUGUCAAUGUUUUCAUCCUCGAGAGAAUGAUUUCACUUUUACAAUAUACUUAUGCGGCGCAAAUUCUUCCUAUGUUUUCCAGUCAGUUAUCUUCACACAUUUUAUCCAUCUUCAUGCCCAUGGCAUUUACUUUCUUGUAUUCUCAAUUUUAUGAAAUCAUAUUACACACAAAUUGCGGUUAGCCAGCUAGUUGGCUAAUUUGCAGUGUAAUAAACCAAUUACAUAUAUGCCACGUGUUUUAACUUAACAAGACAAAUAAUUCUUACAAACUCUAUUAAGGGUUGAACUGGGUAAGGUAUCCCUGAUUCGUGGUCCUCGUCCAGUGUGAAAUGUUCAUAGCAUACUCCUGUCAUUUUUACGUUCCUUGUUUGAUACUUCAAGGUGGAUGCAAUCAAUGCCACAGUCAAAGAACAGAGUGAUUUAUUAAUCAUUUAUUUAACAGGCCCAGAAUGCAGUCACUGAAGUCAAAUGUACUGCAUAUAUAUUUUGUAUAUAUUUCUGUUUGCUGCAUGACGAUAGCAAUAAUUUUGUUGCUAAUGGCUAAAUACUGUUAGCUGGUAGCAUAGCUAGCAUAUAGUAAUCAGUGGUUGUGGUAAAAUACAUUUAUAGCUGUAAAGCAGUGGAUGACAAAAACAUAAACAUAUAUUGGGGUUGACUCAAUAUUAGUAUCUGAUUUUUACCGGUGCCAUGUAGAAUGAAAUACGUGUAGUUACAAAAUAGUAGGCUAAAUGUAGGCAAUUUCUGAUGGGAACAAUGAUAGGCUAAUUUCAAUAAAUGAGCAAGUCAUCUUUUCCCCACUUGUUUCCAUGAAAUGUCCAUUGUGUGUAUAUGGAUUCCAAAAAGCCUCAACUGCAUCUGUACGAUUCUCAACUCCCAACAAAGGAAAUUAAGCUACAACGGUAUCUGGCUCCGUGUAGUUGUUUACUUCUUCCAGAUGAUAUUACUGAGUGGCUUGGGAAAAUGGUGCCGGUUUGGAUUAAAAACUAAUUCCUGCUGCAUUUUGACAGUAUUCAAUCUAAGAUGAGAGAUUACUAAACAUAAUGUGAAGUCCUUUCUAGUUAGUUUCUGCUUACAAUGCAGCUUUUGCUAGAUGAGGUCACUAGGUUUUAAUUCAUUAGUUUGAAUGAAGCGAUUCAUGCAGGCUGAAAUAAAUAAUGACUCAUGAAUUCCAGAAGGAGUUUUUCACCCAAACUUAAUUUCUGUUUGAACUAUCCCUUUAGUAGUCAAACAUAUUUUCAGGUUGGAGUAGUGUAUGUGUGUGCGUGCUUGCUUGCAUGCGUUUGUGAAAGGGAAUGACAAUGUAGAGAGUUUGUGUGACUGAGCUUUCUGCAUGUCAAUAGCAACCACCUCUCAAUCUCAGCUAUCUCUGAAUGUGUCACAUUAUUCUUAUAAGAUCCGUUUUUCCAAUUUGUGACUAUAGGGGGAGCCCUUCCGUCUAUGGGCCAAGUAUAAGGGUGUUUUCAGUGUGUUUGUGGACGGUUGGACUUUGUGCCAUUUUGUUUUAAGUCCAGUAUUUGACUGAGCAACAGGUAUUCCCGCUCUUUCAUGUAACCUCACCUGGGACAAAGAAAGAUUGGGUGUGAAUGAAUAUUGUGUAUGAUGUUACAUUUAUGUGAACGUCUUUAUUUGAAUGGGACUUUAGACGGUGACUAUAGAUCUAUAUGUAUAUUGUUGUAACAUGUAUAUUAUUGGUAUGGUGAGGAUGUGCUUUUUUACUGUCUCCAUCUUUUACAUCUUAAUAAAAAAUCAUCAACUCGGUGUCUUCAGUUACA
Messenger RNA from Esox lucius (northern pike), 4654 nucleotides. RefSeq names its product protein kinase C, delta a (gene prkcda). The transcript has 18 exons. NCBI's taxonomy places the organism in Eukaryota, Metazoa, Chordata, Actinopteri, Esociformes, Esocidae. The record is from RefSeq and is a predicted model, not a curated record. Gene Ontology annotation, molecular function: ATP binding; diacylglycerol-dependent serine/threonine kinase activity. Gene Ontology annotation, biological process: intracellular signal transduction; peptidyl-serine phosphorylation. The coding region runs from base 344 to 2413 and encodes 689 amino acids.